Linnemannia hyalina is the source of this 900-nucleotide messenger RNA. Lineage: Eukaryota; Fungi; Mortierellomycota; Mortierellomycetes; Mortierellales; Mortierellaceae. The record is from the annotation of a GenBank genome assembly.
AUGUACGCCAGCAAGUUCCCCGAAGUGGACGACUUGGUGAUGGUCAACGUCCGUCAGAUUGCUGAGAUGGGCGCAUAUGUGCAGCUAUUGGAGUACGACAACAUUGAGGGGAUGAUCCUGUUGAGUGAGCUGUCCCGUCGUCGCAUUCGGUCCAUCCAGAAGCUGAUUCGUGUUGGCAAGAAUGAGGUUGUUGUUGUCUUGCGUGUUGAUAAGGAGAAGGGAUACAUUGAUCUCUCGAAGCGUCGUGUGUCGGCUACGGAUAUUGUCAAGUGCGAGGAGCGUUAUAACAAAUCAAAGGCUGUCCACUCGAUCAUGUCGACGGUCGCCAAGAAAGAGAACAAGGAUCUGGAGGUUCUCUACGAGCAGUUGGCGUGGCCCUUGUACGCCAAGUACGGACACGCCUACGAUGCCUUCAAGGCAGCCCUCAACGAGUCUGAGAAGGUCUUUGAGGGAUUGGAGAUUGAAGAGGCUACCAGGGAGGAGCUGUUGAACAACAUUAAGCGCCGCUUGACGCCACAACCUAUCAAGAUCCGUGCAGACAUUGAGGUGACUUGCUUCGACUAUGAGGGCAUUGACGCGAUCAAGACUGCUUUCAGGGAGGCCGAGGCCGUUUCCUUGCCCGAGGUCGCUAUCCGCGUCAAGUUGGUCGCUCCUCCUCUGUAUGUCAUGAUCACCAACGCCCUCGACAAGCAGCUCGGAAUUGAGACCAUGGAGAAGGCUAUCGCCAUCCUCGAGGAGAGCAUUAAGAAGAGCCACGGCAACAUGGUUACCAAGAUGAGCCCCAAGGCAGUUACGGAGGCAGACGAUAUGGAGCUCGACCAGUUGUUGGCAAGAAUCGACAAGGAGAACGCAGAAGUUUCUGGAGACGACGAUGACUCUGAUUCUGACGCCGAUGUCUAA